Populus nigra (black poplar) is the source of this 1439-nucleotide messenger RNA. Its product is annotated as methyl-CpG-binding domain-containing protein 4-like. The transcript has 2 exons. The record is from RefSeq and is a predicted model, not a curated record. Gene Ontology annotation, molecular function: zinc ion binding; DNA binding. Lineage: Eukaryota; Viridiplantae; Streptophyta; Magnoliopsida; Malpighiales; Salicaceae. The coding region runs from base 142 to 690 and encodes 182 amino acids.
GGGUGUUGUGUCCGAAGAAGGGGUUAUCAGUCCCAGGGCAGGGCAGGGCAGGGCAGGGAGAUAAAAUUUACUUAAAUUGGUGAUCGAUCUGAAGAGACGAGAAAGAAGAGAAAAGCAGCUGAAAGAUAGAAAGAGAGAGCGAUGGCACUGAAAGAGCGUAGUCCCGAAACCCCUAAAACCUCCUCCAAGAAUCCACGAGUUGCAGUGCGAUCAAUUGAUACAUAUGCUGCACAAUGCGACAAAUGCUUAAAAUGGAGGGUGAUUGCAACUGAAGAAGAGUAUGAGGAGAUCAGAAGUAAAAUGGAAGAUUCUCCUUUUGUUUGUAACAGAAAACCUGGUGUAUCUUGUGAUGAUCCUGCUGACAUUGAGUACAAUGCCACUCGAACCUGGGUCAUUGAUAGGCCUGGCAUUCCAAAGACACCAGAAGGUUUUAAAAGGAGCUUGGUUCUUAGACGUGAUUUCUCCAAAAUGGAUGCUUACUAUAUCACACCCACAGGAAAGAAGCUGAGAACACGUAACGAGAUAGCAGCAUUUAUAGAUGCAAAUCCAAAAUACAAAGAUGUAAACCUAUCUGACUUCAAUUUUACCUCUCCAAAGGUAAUGGAAGACACCAUCCCUGAAGAUGCUGUGAGAAAGGUUUCCUCUAGUGGAAAUGGCAACAAAAGGAAGGCAUUAAAGGAUGCAGCUUAAACUGAAACUGAUCUUUCGGCUGAUCUGCAGUAAAUUGUUUUGGGGUCUUGUAUCUUGUGAGAAUGGUCUGGUGAGAAUUUCCUGCAGCUUUUCACCUUUUGUGAGGAUUUUGUUUAUCCCCGUCGAUAUUGAUGUGGUUUAUGUCCCCUCUCCUCCUCUUCCUCUCCCAGGCUUGUCUUAAUUAUUGCAAGGCAACUAGAAAGAGCUGAUGCUUUGAGACAGAUGGUAGAACAUUGGUUUUUUUUUUUAAUAGUUAAACUAAUUGUUAAUUUACUGUUAUCUUUAUUUAUUCGCAUUAGAUGUUUCACAAUCUGCUGUAAUCUUUUCUGGCUGCGGAAUCUGGUCUUUUUUUUAUGGAAACCUGUAGGCAUCCGUGGUUACUAUGAUUCCCGAGGUGAGAGCAGGGGUGUUGUUGCUGGAAAAGUUUAUCUGGUUUUGGGUUUGGGGGAGACAGCAGAAGAAUUAGUUUUCCCUUUGGAGAAACCUGGGAUCAUGGACCAUACAGCUUGCCAUUGUCAAGGAAGUUAGCAAUGCGAUUGCAUCUGUGACCAGCAUCAAGAGGUUGGUCUAGCGACACAACAAGAGUGUCAGCUUCUUGAUGGUCGAUUUCAGCAAGGUUUAUCAUUUCAAAUUGGGAAAUAACUCCAGUGUCAUGAAUGGUCUGGUUAUGCAUGUUUUGAAAGCACGUGGCAGGUCAAUGUGAAUUUCUGAUAUUGUAGUUUCUCACCAUCAUUACUGAUAAUUGACCA